CAUUAUAACCCAUCAAUAUCUUGAUUGUGUCGUUCCCUUUAAAAAAAACAAACAAACUGGAUACCGAGCUUCCGGUUUCGCUGGUCCGUCCGAGAAAUUGCUCCGUGAACCAAUGUAGGAGAAGAAGAAGGGUUAUGGCAACAAUGAUUGAGGAAAAUGGUCCUUCGACUCAUGAGCAGUCUGAAGUGUCCUCAUCGUCCAAGGCCAGGCAGAAACUAGAGGGGCUCCUGAACAAGAACAUGAGGAUCCGCAUGACAGACGGACGGACCCUGGUGGGUCUUUUCCUCUGCACAGACCGAGACUGCAACGUGAUCCUCGGAUCAGCUCAGGAGUUCCUCAAAUCCACAGACACAUUCUCCCAGGGCGAACCAAGAGUCCUGGGGCUGGCUAUGAUCCCCGGGCACCACGUGGUAUCCAUCGAGGUGGAGGCCGACAGUCUGGAAGACGCACAGGGAUUCGGAGCGAACCAUUGAUGAAGCUUUGCCCCGUUCGGACGACACCCAGCAGCCACUCUGACUGUCUCUCGGUGAGCCAGCUGUACGGCUGCAGCUGAGCUCAAAGCAGAGCGGACGUCUUUGAUGGAGGAUUCGAUCAGUUCACCUCUACAGACGCAGAACUCCUGUCUCGGUAUUCUGGAUUCAGCCAUUCCCUCUAUGCUUGAAGAUGUGUCCAUUUGCGGCGACAGCUGUUCAGUACAGCAUGCGUGUAAAACUACCUGAGUGUGCCAUGUGUGUAUGAGAAGGUGUGGGCAAGCAGCAGCUACCUGGAUGAGUGUGGAAAUGUUGUUUCAGUUGCAGCAAACGCCUUUUGUUUCGUGUUUUAAAAAUCUGUGGCUGUAUUUGAGACUUUAUGUCUGACAUUGGCAAAAAUCAAUAGAAAGUUGACUGAAAUCAUCGCUUCUAUUUUGGCCCUUUUCCAAGUGUUGUAUAUAAUGACGUGUCAGGUGCUACAUGUUUAUUAAAAGGGGAACCAAUUUUACAGCCAAUUUGCAUUGUGGGUAACGUAGGCGCCAGUUCUUGACAAGAAUAUGUGGAAUAAAAUAUUUUUCGGGGGUUUUGCUGCA
Molecule: messenger RNA, 1063 nt
Organism: Dicentrarchus labrax (European seabass)
Lineage: Eukaryota; Metazoa; Chordata; Actinopteri; Moronidae
Gene: naa38
Product: N-alpha-acetyltransferase 38, NatC auxiliary subunit
Exons: 3
Coding region: 135-473 (112 amino acids)
Cellular component (GO): NatC complex
Molecular function (GO): RNA binding
Source: RefSeq, a predicted model, not a curated record